Molecule: messenger RNA, 1449 nt
Organism: Lactuca virosa
Lineage: Eukaryota; Viridiplantae; Streptophyta; Magnoliopsida; Asterales; Asteraceae
Source: the annotation of a GenBank genome assembly
AUGAAUAUCAACUCCUUUCAUCACCAAAUUCUCCCUAAUAGGAAGACUCCUCUUGAGUUUGAAAUAUCUCUUGAGCUUGAAAUAUUGAUAUGCUAUGAGCUAAAUGGUCUGGACCCCACAAAUCCGGUCCGGCUUGGAUUAGUAAAAGCCCCAUGGAUCCAUCUCUAUUCUUACCCAGUUCUUCAUCGUUAUUGUUUUGGAAUUUGUUGGUGGGGUUUUGGUGUAAUGGGUUGCACACCAUCGAAGCAAUCUGUAUGCCGGAAUUGCAAUGCUCAAUGUUCUCCGGUGCGGAGGAGCUAUUCGUCAGACGUUCACCGUUCUUCUACUUCUACACACGACGGCGCCGACCACCGCCACAUCGUAGCACUCACCUCCACCACCCUUGGUUACCUUCAACUCGAUUCAUCCAAACCCAAGGUGCGCCAUGAUCCAGUCCGACAAAAUCUCCCGGAGAAGAACAGCAAGGAUUUUGCAGUUGGAGUCAUCGAGGCCAAAACAUGGUCUAAGAUGAUCAACGAAAAGAUCACGAAAACUGCUCCAAGAACGCCCAUUAGAACUCCUACCGGUGAGCCAGAAACGAUCAAUACGUGGGAGUUGAUGGAGGGUUUGGAUGAUUCAAGCCCUCUCCGACCACCAUCCACGGUGGAUUUGGAUCACAUCCGUCAUUUCUCCUACAACGUUAAUUCCAACUCUAUUCCACAAGAAAAAGAUCGAGAUGUUGAAGUAUUGUGCAAACCAUUAUGGCUACAAAUCAAAGAGAGGAACCAUUUGGAUUCGAAUUCAAACUCGAACAACACAUCUAUUGCAUCAUAUCUUGAUCUGAAUCAAAAGCCAUUAAUCUGCGGAAAACAACAGUCAUCCGAAGGUAACAAUCUUGAUGAUGUGAAGAGAUCGUUACAAGAUGGAAAAACCGAAAUUAUGUAUGGUCACACUCACAAAGACAAAUUGAUUUUAUACUUCACAAGCUUAAGGGGUGUUAGAAAGACUUACGAGGAUUGUUGCCAUGUUCGAGUCAUUCUGAAGAGUUCUGGUGUUCGAGUUGACGAACGUGAUGUAUCCAUGCAUUCGGGUUUCAAGGAGGAACUCAAGGAGUUGUUGGGUGAUCGAUUUGGUCUUGGUGGGGGGUUGCCGAAGGUGUUCGUUGGGAAGAAAUACAUCGGUGGUGCUGAGGAAAUUAGGCGAUUGCAUGAUGAGUUUCAACUAGAUAAGGUGUUAGAAGGUUGUGAAAUGGUGGAUGACGGUGGUGGUGGUUGUGGUGGUGGAGGAGGAUGUGAGGGUUGUGGAGAUGUCAGAUUUUUACCAUGUGAGACGUGUUCUGGAAGCUGUAAGAUUUACUAUGAAGUUGAUUCUCAUGAAGGUGAAAAAGAAGAAGAAAAUGAUUAUGGGUUUCAAAGAUGUCCCGAUUGCAAUGAAAACGGACUCGUAAGGUGUCCAAUAUGUUGCGAUUAA